Molecule: messenger RNA, 1941 nt
Organism: Trematomus bernacchii (emerald rockcod)
Lineage: Eukaryota; Metazoa; Chordata; Actinopteri; Perciformes; Nototheniidae
Product: spore wall protein 2-like
Exons: 2
Coding region: 1-1941 (646 amino acids)
Source: RefSeq, a predicted model, not a curated record
AUGGCAAAAGAAACUCAAAUAAAACCAAGAGCAGAAGAAGAUGACGACAGAGUUAAAGGAGAAGCUGACUCUGAAGGUAAUAAGAAGGCAAAGCCCAGAAGUAAGCAGACUGAAGCAUCCAGCCCGCUGUUAUCACAGCAGGACACACCUGCUGAAGUGCUAAGUAACCCUAUUUCCUCACCAAGCACUCGGAGAACAGAGGUAGUUUCCGUCGGUGGAGCCAAAUCCCUGCAGGGCCCUGAACCUGCUGAUAGAGAUCUGCUUGCUGCUGGAUCCCACAGAGAGGACACUCAGAGCCUCGCUGAAGAAAAGCCAAAGUGGGGGGAAAUCAUCAGUACCGCAGCCUCUCUUCUUCCUGCUGUUGGAAUAGCAGGUGCAGCUAUGGGGGUCCUUAGUGAGGCGGGGACAAGAGAACAGGGUUUCCAGUCUGACUCUACACCCCCCAAAACACCCAGCCGAGUCAAGCAAUUCACAAAGCAGAGCGCCGUUAUGCAACCUUCCUUUUCCACAACAUUGUCACAUUCUUCUUCAAAUCCACAAGAAGAAAGCUCAAAGGAAGAAGUUCAGGAUGAAGAAAGCAACGAUGCAUCUCAGUCACAACAGGAGGGGGUGAACAUUGGUGCAAAAGCUUUCCAGCAAGGACAUGAAGAAGAUGAGGAAACCUACAAGGAUCACGUGAGAGAAGGCGGUGUAGGUGAGGAUGAAGGGAAAGAUAAGGAGAGUGGAAGUGAUGUGGAGAACAAAGAAGCAGAGGAGGAGGGAAGUAAACAAAGUGAGAGUGUUUCUGUUGAGGAUGAGGAAGAGGAAGAUAAUGAAACUGCAGAGGAAGAUGGUGAGGAGGAAACAGCCUCCAGCAUCGAGGAAGAGGAAGAAGGAAGUGAGAAAAGUGAGGUCAAAGAAGCUGAAGAGGAGGAGGAGGAAGAAGGAAGUGAGAAAAGUGAGGUCAACGAAGCUGAGGAGGAGGAGGAGGAGGAAAGCAGUGAGGAAGCAGGUGGAGAAGGGAGUGAGUUUGAGGAAAGUGUGGCAUCAGAGGAGGAAGGAAGUGACAGUGAGGAGGAAGACCAUGAAGAAGAAAGUGAGGUGAGUGAGGAUGAAGAAGAUGAAAGUGGUGAAGAGUCAGGAAGCAGGGAGAGCAGCGAGGACACUUCAGCAUCUGUCUCGGAAGAAGACGAAAACCAGGUUGACGAAGAGGAGGAGGGAGAAACUGAGGAUCAAAAAGAUUUGAGCGAAAGUGAGAAUCAGGAUGAUGCCAGUGUUCAGGAGGAAGAGGAAGAUGAGGAAGAUCAAGAUGAAAAGAAUGAUGGAGACGAGGAGGUUACAGAGGAUGAAGAAGAGGAGGAAGAACAGAGUAAGGAGGAAGAGGAGGAGGAGGAUGAAGAAGAAGAGAGUAAGGGGGAGGUUACAGUGGAUGAGGAAGAAGAGGGUGAAAAGAGUAAGGAGGAAGAAGAAGAGGGUGAAGAAGAAGAGAGUAAGGGGGAGGUUACAGAGGAUGAAGAACAGGGCGAGGAUGAGGAAGAAGAGAGUAAGGAGGAGGAAGAAGAAGAGGGUGAAGAAGAGAGUAAGGGGGAGGUUACAGAGGAUGAGGAAGAGGAGGGUGAAGGUGAGGAAGAAGAGAGUAAGGGGGAGGUUACAGUGGAUGAGGAAGAGGAGGGUGAAGAGAGUAAGGAGGAAGAAGAAGAGGGUGAAGAGGAAGAACAGAGUAAGGAGGAGGUUACAGAGGAUGAAGAACAGGGCGAGGAUGAGGAAGAAGAGGAGGGUGAGGAGGAAGAAGAGAGUAAGGGGGAUGAGGAAGAAGAGCGUGAAGAGGAGGAAGAAGAGAGUAAGGGGGAUGAGGAAGAAGAGGGUGAAGAGGAGGAAGAAGAGAGUAAGGGGGAUGAGGAAGAAGAGGGUGAAGAGGAGGAGGAGGAAGAGAGUAAGGGGAUGAGGACAGCAGGAGGGUGA